This is a messenger RNA of Daucus carota subsp. sativus, 1874 nucleotides long. RefSeq names its product sodium transporter HKT1. The record is from RefSeq and is a predicted model, not a curated record. Gene Ontology annotation, cellular component: plasma membrane. The transcript is spliced from 3 exons. Lineage: Eukaryota; Viridiplantae; Streptophyta; Magnoliopsida; Apiales; Apiaceae. Gene Ontology annotation, biological process: monoatomic cation transport; transmembrane transport. Gene Ontology annotation, molecular function: sodium ion transmembrane transporter activity. The coding region runs from base 175 to 1743 and encodes 522 amino acids.
ACAACAACACAUGUGUAUAAGGAAGAGGAAUAAGUAAUACAUGUGGUAGCUAAAUAGAUACAUGUCAUUCUCUUAUAAAUGUUGAUCAUCACUCUUUCGAAUUUAAGUAGUUGAGCUAAGCAUGCAAUUCCAAGCAAUCCAAUAGUACUUGGUCCAAAUCAAGAAGCACCAAACAUGAAGCUAGCCAUGAUCAGAACAAGUGCCAAGAAACUACAGUUUCUGUUAGAGAGAUUAUGCACAAGAGUUUUAAAUACAUUCAAAUUCUUCAAAUAUCUGUUAAGGUCUUUUUUUGAUCAUCUCAUGUUCUUGUUCUUACAUUAUGUUCCUCCUUUCUGGACUCAUCUCCUGUACUUCACCUUCUUCUCUGUCUCGGCCUUCUUAUUCUUCAAGUCCUCGUCGUAUUCGUCGAGGCCUAGAGACAUCGAUUUGUUCUUCACGGCCGUCUCUGCCAUCUCUCUGUCGAGCAUGUCGACAGUCGAGAUGGAAGUUUUUUCUCAUUUUCAGCUACUCAUAUUGACAUUCUUAAUGCUAAUAGGUGGAGAAGUAUUUCUUUCCCUUGUUAAACUUCAAAUAUCGAAAUUCGAGAAGAAACAUACAUUCCCUGUGACUUCUCUAUCUGAAUACUCUGCUUCUAAUCCUGAGCUAGGAUUGACAGAGCAAGAUAUGACUAAUACAUUUGAAAAAUCCGCUGAGGACAGAUUGCGGAUCUCUUCUAUAAAUUGUUUGAGUUAUUCUAUCGUGGCGUAUUUGCUUGCAACUCAUAUGAUCAGCUCCUUCAUGAUUUCCUUCUACAUGGAGUCUGUCCCGAGUGCAAAACAAGUCCUUACCCAAAAAGGGAUCAAGGUCAGUUUAUUUUCAGUUUUCGCCGCGAUUUCUUCCUUCGCAAACUGUGGUUUCCUUCCUACAAACGAGAGCAUGAUGGUGUUCAAGAAAAACACAACCCUUCUCCUGAUUUUAAUCCCCCAGUGUCUUGUGGGAAGCACCUUAUACCCCUUUUUCCUACAACUCCUCCUCAGUUUCCUCAACACCGUCACGAAAAGGCCGGAACUGGAAUACAUUUCGAAACACUACAACAAACUGGGCUACACCAAUUUAAUGUCUAGGAGGAAAAGUUGUUCUAUUGCAGCAACUGUGGUCGGAUUUGUUAUGAUUCAGUUUGUUAUUUUCGCGGCGAUGGAGUGGAACAACAAGGGCUUAUUCGAAGGCCUUGAUUCUUACGAGAAGAUGGUAGCGAUACUAUUUCAAGUCACGAACACAAGGCACACCGGUGAAAGUGUGUUCGAUAUUUCAACUAUUUCUCCAGCUGUCCUCGCUUUGUUUGUCGCUAUGAUGUAUCUUCCUCCAUAUGCUUCACUUUUGUCGGUUAAAAACGGUGAAAAAUCUUCAACAAUUGUGGACGCAACUGCAAGUAGGAGAACCAAAAGGAAAUAUGUGCAGCUCUCGGAGCUCGCUUAUUUAGCCAUCUUCACGAUACUCAUCUGCAUAUCUGAGAGAAAGAGCAUCAAGGAAGAUCCACUAAAUUUUAGUGUGUUCAACAUCAUCUUCGAAGUGAUUAGUGCAUAUGGCAACGUGGGAUUCACUAUGGGAUAUAGCUGCGGAAGACGAAUAAAAUCAGAUGAAAGUUGCAAAGACGCGUAUUAUGGAUUCGCAGGAAGAUGGUCUGACAGCGGGAAAGGCAUUCUCAUUCUUGUCAUGCUCUUUGGUCGCCUUAAAUCCUUGUUUUACAAGGGGAGUGCUCCUUGAAAUUUUCCUAGCUCUACUGCCAAUGAUCAGUACAUGUUUGUUUCGAGUCUCUACAUAAAUUUUGAAAAUUUUUGUACAUGGCGCCGUUUGGCUCAACUUAAAAUAAAUACUUCUUGUUUAAAGGUAAAGAA